Molecule: messenger RNA, 1509 nt
Organism: Gekko japonicus
Lineage: Eukaryota; Metazoa; Chordata; Lepidosauria; Squamata; Gekkonidae
Gene: MKX
Product: mohawk homeobox
Exons: 6
Coding region: 95-1150 (351 amino acids)
Biological process (GO): cell development; muscle organ development; regulation of transcription by RNA polymerase II
Cellular component (GO): nucleus
Molecular function (GO): RNA polymerase II cis-regulatory region sequence-specific DNA binding; DNA-binding transcription factor activity, RNA polymerase II-specific
Source: RefSeq, a predicted model, not a curated record
GUCCCAGAGGCGCGCUCUCCCGCCCGCCCAGCCGUCUGGCCCGCGCCUCCGCCGGGCCGCCCUCGCCUGAAGCUCCCUCCCGGCCGGCCGCACCAUGAACACCAUCGUCUUCAACAAGCUCAGCGGCCAAGUGCUCUUCGAGGAAGGCGCCACGGAGAGGGAGCGCAGCGGCAGCCGGCCCUACGCAGGGGUCCUCGAGGUCUCGCCCCACCCGGAGGUGCUCAUGCCCGACAGCCCCUCCAUGAAGGACAACCUCAGCCUUCGGCACCGCAGGACCGGCACCCGUCAGAACAGUGGGAAGGUGAGGCACAAGCGCCAGGCUUUGCAGGACAUGGCACGGCCGUUGAAGCAAUGGCUGUACAAGCACAGAGACAACCCGUACCCCACUAAGACAGAGAAGAUCUUGCUGGCCCUUGGCUCCCAAAUGACUCUGGUGCAGGUAUCAAACUGGUUUGCCAAUGCAAGGCGUCGACUUAAAAAUACUGUCCGGCAGCCAGACCUCAGCUGGGCUUUACGGAUAAAGCUAUACAACAAGUAUGUUCAAGGAAAUGCUGAAAGACUUAGUGUAAGCAGCGAUGAUUCAUGUUCAGAAGAUGGUGAAAAUCCUCCAAGAAGCCAUAUGAACGAAGGGGGAUACAACACACCAGUUCAUCACACUGUAAUUAAAACUGAAAGCUCAGUAAUAAAAUCUGGAGUUAGACCAGAAGGGAGCGCCAAUGAGGAUUAUGUAUCGCCCCCCAAAUACAAAAGCAGCUUGUUGAAUCGUUACCUGAAUGACUCAUUGAGGCAUGUCAUGGCCACAAAUGCAGCCAUGAUGGAAAAAACAAGGCAGAGGAACCACUCGGGUUCAUUUAGCUCCAACGAAUUUGAAGAGGAACUGGUGUCUCCAUCAUCCUCUGAGACUGAAGGCAAUUUUGUCUACCGAACAGAAACCCUGGAGAAUGGAACUAACAAGUGUGAAAGUGCAGCUAACAGAAAGAGAUCAAACAGAGACGAAACGUACUGGAAGGAGAUCAAUGCAGCGAUGGCCUUAACAAACCUUGCGCAAGGAAAAGACAAACUGCAGGGAACGACCAGCUGCAUCAUUCAGAAAUCGUCGCAUAUAUCAGAAGUUAAGACUGUCAAAGUGCCACUAGUACCACCAUUUUAGACUGCCGACAUAUUUCUUUUGCUGCAAGCAGACUUUUGUUCAUGCCGUAGCUUUCUCCUGUAAACUCAAACUCGGUGACCUGAAGCAAGCAUUGAAAAAAACCAGGUUCCUUUCGUAUCAUGGUCAGUAAAAAUAACAAAGAGCACAGUCCGGUGGGAAACUGUCUUGCACAAGCACCACUGAUAUGAAUGGGAACUAUGUUCUUGCAAGGCUCCCAUUCAUUUUAGUGGUGCUCAAGCGGGACAACUUCCGAACAGAUUUUGCCCAAUUGUGGUCAUAAAGAAAUGUUCCUGUAGGCACCAAGUUUUGUUAAGUAUAAGAUCAGUUCUAUGAAGUACAUGUAAAUAAUGGAGGGGGGG